AUGGUGACCAGCACCUAUUUUACUCGCGAUACACCUGCGCCCGAUCUGGGCAAGCCACAAUUAGCGUCGCACGCAUGGCUUGAGCCUAUCGUGGUUGUAGGUAUUAUGGUUGGGUCGUUGAUUGUGAAUCGUCGCAGAGACUCCAGCAAGAGCGCCAGUGAAUCUCAAUACUUAGGAAACUACGCCAUUCUGGAGGAGGGCGACGCUCAUCUCGACGACGAUAUACAACACAAGUCAGAAACCGUAUGCGGGAUCAAUAUCAAGACGGGAGACUCUUCUCGCUGGGCGCACCACAUUCACAGUCGAGUCCUGCAGAAACUUCCCUUCUUGGUCGAGAUGUUCUACUGGAGUAUGAACUAUCUGUUCUAUUCCGUGACGAAAGCGACGGCCCAGUGGCUCUCUCCCGCCGAUAUAGGCGUUGUUGAGAUAGCGCGAGGCCAUGCCAUCGACGUUCUCGACUUCGAACAUAAAACCGCUUCUUGGAUAUUCCCGAUCAACGAAGCCGAUUUUCAAUCCUACUUUAUUCAAAAUCACCCGUCGAUGUUGACUAUGUUCAAUCGCAUUUAUUCAUUAAUCCAUAUUCCCGGGACAGUGCUGUUCCUCUCUUGGUACUACUAUGUCGCCAGGAACCAUGCAUCAUUCGCCGUCGCACGACGGACAAUGACUCUUGGAAACCUCGCCGCCUUCUUGGUCUUCUGCGUCUACCCACUCAUGCCACCACGCCUGCUUCCCGACUCGUAUGGCUUCUACGACACCGUCCGCCAAGGCAACGCCGAGAGCAUCUGGGUUGGCGGGAAAUCCGUGAACCAAUUCGCGGCCAUGCCCAGUCUGCACUUCACCUAUGCCUUUGUGAUCGGGUGCACCUUCCUCCACCACUCCGGAUUCCUGCAAAGACUCCAACGCAAACCAACAAACAAGUCCUCCCUGACUGAAUUUGGCUUUUUGGCACUCGCUAUAGUCUACCCGAUUCUCGUCCUCAGUGUUAUCGUUGCUACCGCAAAUCACUACUGGCUCGAUGCUGUUGUGGCGAUUUUUACGGUUACCCUCUCCUACCGCUUCAACAAAGUUCUUAUCUUGCUACUUCCGCUCGAAUAUGCACUUUGUUGGUGUUUGCGGCUGGCAAAGCCCGUGCCUACCACCGGUGACAGAGCUGCGAGGAGAUGA
Penicillium samsonianum is the source of this 1164-nucleotide messenger RNA. Its product is annotated as phosphatase PAP2 family protein. The record is from RefSeq and is a predicted model, not a curated record. Gene Ontology annotation, cellular component: inositol phosphoceramide synthase complex. The transcript is spliced from 3 exons. Bases 1 to 1164 code for a protein of 387 amino acids. Gene Ontology annotation, molecular function: inositol phosphoceramide synthase activity. NCBI's taxonomy places the organism in Eukaryota, Fungi, Ascomycota, Eurotiomycetes, Eurotiales, Aspergillaceae. Gene Ontology annotation, biological process: sphingolipid biosynthetic process; inositol phosphoceramide metabolic process.